Molecule: messenger RNA, 683 nt
Organism: Hypoxylon fragiforme
Lineage: Eukaryota; Fungi; Ascomycota; Sordariomycetes; Xylariales; Hypoxylaceae
Product: DNA binding methylated-DNA--cysteine S-methyltransferase
Exons: 3
Coding region: 99-488 (129 amino acids)
Biological process (GO): DNA repair
Molecular function (GO): catalytic activity
Source: RefSeq, a predicted model, not a curated record
UUACAUAUCCGUACAUCCAGGAUUCCAGAUCUCGUUACAUAAAUUCUGAUCCAUCCGUCCAUCUAACCACAUAUCUAUCCCCCCGCGUCACCUAAAAGAUGACAAGGUCAGAUGAAGCCACGAUCUUCUAUAUUAGCGUGUAUGCCGCUGUUCAGGAAAUUCCCUACGGGAAAGUCACCAGUUACGGUCACAUUGCAAAGUUGAUUGGAACCCCCCAGCGGCCACGCCAAGUGGGAAUUUGUCUCAAACAUAUCCCGCAGGAUGCAGAUGCACACUACAACCAUGAUAAUGUACCCUGGCAGCGAGUUAUCAAUUCCAAAGGCAUCAUAUCGCCACGAUCACAACCAUCAGGUGCUCGAAACCAAGCAGCUGUGCUACAAGCUGAAGGUGUUACUGUCACGACGGGUGCGCUCGGAGAGCUUAUGGUAGAUCUAUCAGAAUACGGCUGGUUCCCGAAUGAGCUACCUUCGGAGGCAGAUGAACGCUAGUAACUGCUUGAGUAGGUAAAUUGCCAAGUCAAAUGAAACCAGAGAUGGUUACGAUCAUAGCAUCAGUGCUAGUGAUACAUCGGGUAGAAGAGGAGCCUGAUAUAGAAUCGACAUUUCUAAGAACGCAUGGAUGGACACCUAAAUGGAACAUGUUGAAUUAGCAGCGGUUCCUAAAAAGGGUAGGCAACAGAAUUU